CUUUGCGUUCGUAACAUGACGUCACUGCGCAUGUGCUCAGGGCUGGGCAGCAUGGCGGUGCAGUGGAGGCGAUGCUGGAGGAGCAGUACAGGUGCUGCUGUCAUACUGGACUGGUGCUGCGGGAUCAGUGGAAGAGCUUUCAUUCAUGCGGCUUCAGCGGGCAGAGAAACAGCCGCUUCCAGAGCGGUGAGACAGGUGCUGAUUCGGGAUGGACCUGUUCAUCAUUUCUGCAAACCAAUGUCACUUUCUAGGAAUGUCAAUGUCAGGUAUAGGAAUAGAUAUCUCUUUCCAACACAGCGAGUGUGCUGUUGCAGUGUACACACUGAUACAAAGUUAAAAGAUCCUUUCUCACUUGUACAGAAGGACCUGCAAAAUUUAUAUGAAGACAUAAAGAAGGAGUUGUUUGUCUCCAAAGUUGAGCUGAAAGCACUGUGUGAUUAUUACUUUGAUGGGAAGGGAAAAGCAUUUAGACCAAUGAUUGUUGUUCUGAUGGCGCGAGCUUGUAACAUUCACAGCAACAAAGAGGGGGUGCUGCUGCCAGCACAGCGGUCUAUAGCUAUGAUCUCUGAGAUGAUCCACACCGCCAGCCUGGUGCACGAUGACGUUAUUGACGAUUCAGACACUCGCAGAGGAAAAAACACCAUUAACAGAGUGUGGGGAGAAAGAAAAGCUAUCCUGGCUGGAGAUUUCAUUCUAUCAGCCGCGUCUAUGGCUUUAGCACGUAUUGGGAACAAUACAGUCGUUUCAGUGCUGUCGCAAGUCAUAGAAGACCUCGUGCGAGGUGAAUUCAUGCAGUUGGGGUCUAAAGAGAAUGAAAACGAGCGAUUCAAGCAUUACCUUGAGAAAACCUUUAAGAAGACCGCAAGUCUCAUUGCUAACAGUUGUAAAGCAGUUUCAGUUCUGGUGAACUCUGAUCCUGAAGUGCACGAGAUAGCUUAUCAAUAUGGGCGAAAUGUUGGUAUUGCAUUCCAGCUUGUGGAUGACAUUCUUGACUUCACAUCAUGUGCAAAACGCCUGGGGAAGCCGUCAGCUGCAGAUCUCAAACUGGGCCUGGCCACUGGUCCUGUUCUGUUUGCUUGCCAGCAGUUUCCGGAGCUUCAUGCAAUGAUCAUGCGCCGUUUCAGCUCAGAUGGAGAUGUGGAUCGAGCCUGGCAAUAUGUCCUGAAGAGUGACGGUGUGGAACAGACUAACUACCUCGCCCAACACUACUGCCAAGAGGCCAUCCGUCAGAUCAGUCAGCUGCGGCCAUCAACAGAGCGAGAUGCACUGAUCCGACUGACCGAGCUGGUGCUGAGCCGGGACAAGUGAACCUGGAUCCAGUGCUCCAUACUCAGGCAGCUACACCUCUGCUGGGCCUCCACUCAAACAGAGAACAAAGAAUUAUUUAUUUAUGCCAUUGUUGCUGUAUAAUUUACCGUACUGUAAUCGCAGAGCGCCUGCUGUCCAAUCACAGAACCCUGAGCUGUGUCACCACUGCACGGGAUGUAUGACCGGUGCUGUUGAAGGAGAUCUACAGGAUCAUUGUAAUUCCAUGUGUCGCACAGAUUGAGGUGCUACUGUCAUGUGUGUGUCUAUGUGGAUCUGUUACAGAUAACAUAAACAUCCGUCCAAACUACAAGGGCCAAACAUCUUAGAUUUUAUUGAAAGAUGUUGUCAAUGUACUUAUCACAUCAAGUGCUCAAUAACUUUCAAGGCCUUACACCACUGGCUAUGUACUUAAAUAAAAUUAAAUAAGGUAUUUUUUAAAGUAAACAUCGAGUCUUGUUUUUCCAUUUAAGCUGUGACUUAGUGGUGAUCAGGAGUGCUUUGACAAAUUUAGCUGUUAUGCAUCACAUUCCAUAAAUGGGGUACAAAUUGGCUUCCAGUUACUUUUCUGUAAGAAAUAAUGGCACAAAUCCCAUGUUCCUUGAAUUCUAAGUACAUUAGAUAAUCUACUAUCUAACAUGUUACCAUAGCAUGAAAAGAAGCUGGUUUUAAACACAUUAAAUGUCUAAACUUGUGACACCCAGAUUGUAACAUUGUCAUUCAUUUGGACUCUUUCUACAGCAGGCAGGAAGUAAAUAAUCUCAUUUCAUUUUCUCA
Messenger RNA from Myxocyprinus asiaticus (Chinese sucker), 2082 nucleotides. Its product is annotated as all trans-polyprenyl-diphosphate synthase PDSS1-like. The coding region runs from base 16 to 1308 and encodes 430 amino acids. Lineage: Eukaryota; Metazoa; Chordata; Actinopteri; Cypriniformes; Catostomidae. Gene Ontology annotation, cellular component: transferase complex; mitochondrion. Gene Ontology annotation, biological process: isoprenoid biosynthetic process; ubiquinone biosynthetic process. The transcript has 11 exons. The record is from RefSeq and is a predicted model, not a curated record. Gene Ontology annotation, molecular function: prenyltransferase activity.